This is a messenger RNA of Cyphomyrmex costatus, 4608 nucleotides long. RefSeq lists its product as uncharacterized. The coding region runs from base 325 to 3363 and encodes 1012 amino acids. The record is from RefSeq and is a predicted model, not a curated record. NCBI's taxonomy places the organism in Eukaryota, Metazoa, Arthropoda, Insecta, Hymenoptera, Formicidae. Gene Ontology annotation, molecular function: protein binding. The transcript has 6 exons.
UGCUGCAUUGGACCGUUUGUUGUACAUAUACCAGCUAUGUGCUUAUCGUUGCCGUAGACCGUUCCGUAACGUAUUACGUAUCAAGCCACGUUACGAAACCGAUACGUACGUCGUGUCGCGACGAAACGUCGAAGAAAAACCCUGAAGAAACGUUGACGUCUAAUUGCGACGUCCGGACGUGGCGACAGUGUCAGAUGGUGUUAGACACCGAGGCUGCAGAUUCACGCAGAUUCCGAGCGGCACCAUCUUGCGUAAAUCCAAAGUCCGAGGAAUCAUUGGGAAUAGCGUGAAAGUGUGUUAUUGCUGUCGACAUCAGCGAUAACCAUGUCGACAACGAGCGACUCUGAGGAGUACUACAGUUUCGUGUUGAAGGAGAACUUCAGUUUCGUGUUGAAGGAGAACUUCAGUCUUUCGGGACAACCUUUUCCGGACAACCAAAAUACUAUCGUUAUUCCGCGCUCGCACAACAUUAACUUGAGGAAUAUGCGGACGGUACUGUGGAAGCAAUUUGGAGUGCCGAGGGACAGACGCAUUUUCUACAUCGACGACGACGGGGACAGAGUUCCAAUCGAUUCGGAAUGCGAGUUUGACGAGGCAUUGAAGCUCGCAAAAAAGGCCUUUAUGUUAAAUGCAGCAAUUCCGUUGAUGGUGGGAUCUAUUAAUAUAUCUACUGAUAUAUCGCGCAAUGACGAGCAAAGUUUCGAAAUGAACGAAAUCCAUUGUUCAAACAAGGAAUCAACAAAUAUCAACGGUAACCCGAUCUUGUCCUUUAAUGAGAAAAGUGACGGUUCUAUGUCUGAACCGAAUCUUGAAUCUGACAAACGGAAGCGUCCAACCCAAAAAGUACUGAAUCAAAAGAAAUUAAAUGUAAAGCACUGUGACAAAUCGAGCGAGGAACAGACAGAAGAGGAAGAGGACAUAAAAGUUCCUCUAAUUCCGAACACUUCCUUACGAUGUCAUUCAGAUAUGGUACCUCCUCCAUGGUUCACGGAAUACAUGGAAACGAUGAAAAAAGAUAUGGUACCUCCUCCAUGGUUCACGGAAUACAUGGAAACGAUGAAAAAAGAUAUGGUGUCUACAAUCAUUAAAAAAGUGGUAGAAAACGUGACAGUGGUGUUAAAUGAACGCUUAGACUCCCUUGCGUAUCUUCCAUUAAAAGAACUAAGUCAAUCUCGAAGUCAAUCGUAUUCUUCUCUCUCAAAACGACAUUCUAAAUGUCCCUUUGAUUCGAACGAAAUGAAUCAAAAGAGGAUGAAAUCUCAGGACGAGGAACAAUCGAGUGAUGCCUCGAUCGAACGUGUGGACGAGCCACAGAACGUAAACAUUUCGGAAGAUCUGCAGACAAAGAAAGAUAUGAUAACUACAAUUAGUCAAGAAGUAGUGAAAGAGAUGACGGAGAUGUUGAACAGAAUGCCCUUGGAUCUCCCUACAUCUGUCCCUUCAAAGAAACACGGUCAAUCCCGAAACCAGUCACAUCUUUCUUCCUCGAAACGAUUUUCUCGAUAUUUCGAUUCACACUCAAGUGAGAAGAAUCAAAGAAAGAUGAGGCCUCAGGACGGAGAGCAGUCAAGCGAUGACGCUUCAAUAGAGCACAUGUAUGAAUCGCGAAACGUGAAUACCGCAGAUGUUUUGCGGCAGAAAAAAUUUGAUCUUAUUGAAGAUGUUAUUUGUGCAAGCUUGAAGGAGGAAAAAAGAAAGAAAAAAUAUCAUCAACGAAUGACUCCAGUAACUACUAAUAACAUAAACAGUGACGGCGGCAAAGAGCAAUCUCGAAAUAAUGCGUGGGAAGAUGUUGUUCCUCGGAAGAACUUGGUUCCUCCACACGUGGACCUACCGUACGAUGAAACUAAAGAGAUGCUCGAGGACGAGCUUCGUAUGAGCUGCUCCGUUACUGGGCACCAAAUAUUGAACGAAGGUCGCCGUAGGGACACCUGGUGCUCUGAUACCGAUAAAACCAGCUUUUGUUCGUGCGAUCAAGAAGAGGAAGACGUAGAUGCUUUUGAGAUUAUCCAGAUGCCUACUUUGGGAAGUAGGGAUGAAUCAUUUACGCAUGUUGAGGCGCCCGCUACCGAGCAACGACGACACGACAGCAAUCGAGAUUCACCUAGCUUCGAACUCUUGUCAGAGUCACCAUCGCCUACACCUACAUGCUAUAUGCACUUCAACGAAGAACAUUUCUCGGCAAACGAAGAAAAUUCUGAGGAGAAAACUUUUAAUUUUUGUGAUUAUGGGGGCUCCACUUAUGUGAUAGAUAUCCAUGGUAGAAUCUACACCGAUUAUCAAUUAGCAAAGCGCAAUUGGCAAACCGUUAACGCUGAUAUGAAAAAACGAAUUGAUAAAGUGUCAAAAAAAAUAUCGCAAACUCUUGAUGAAAAUCCGUUUCUUGACCGUAUCGACUCAGUUCGUGGUCGGGGUCAUUUUACCAAGACUAAGACCGUUCCGUUACUAACAGAGCUAGGUCAGAAUACUCGCUGUUCAAAAUCAUUCCGUCUAGAUCGACUGAACAAAUGGAAUUUUCGAGAUGACGUUGGAUACAAUACUCGUAACAACGCGAGCAGCUCGUACGACGACGUAGAGCGACCGAGCAAAUGGAAUUUUCGAGAUGACGUUGGAUACAAUACCCGUGACAAUGCGAGCAACUCGUACGACGAUGUGAGAAACUCACAUACAAGUUACCUGACUGUACAAACUCACUGCGACUGCGACUUGAAGUUGCAAUCGCAGUGUAAUUGUAAGUCACAAACCGAUUUGAAUGACUUCACACAAAGCUUCCACUCCCACACCACAUCAGUCACCGACACAACCGAUAUCACUGAUAUGGCUUAUGGUAACGAUAGAUAUGACGAGCAAGUGUCGACGGCCAAGAAUGUACGAGAAACAGGUACAGGAACAGCAAAGGCGACAGCGACUUCGAAAAACGAUCACGAUAUGCGUUUCGGUAGUAAUUAUAUGAAGGAAACUUGGACAAAAGAAAGGCAUUACCACGAUGCUAAUAACUAUCCAAAAUAUUUCUGUACCUCACACAAUAAUACUCCGCAAGAACCUUCGAUUGAUCCUCCGUAUCAAUCCGCUCAGUCGAGUGAAUCUUCUGAUAGAUCGAGUUCCAAUGCAGGAUCGAAGAAAACAUUCAUUGGCGAGACGUUGGGCACCGCCGAUCCUGUCCACAUCUUACCAGAAACGCUAGUUAACGCGGCCGCCCAUGUCGGUUCGAUUGCUUAUAACAAUGUACGUGACAAGAUAGACGAAGCACUUGACAAGAUACGAGCACGCAGGAGAGAGGUUCCUGUUAAACGUCGAAGUCUUAAAAACGUAAAACACAACGAUCGAGUUCCGAAGCGCUGCGUUAUCAAUCCUCUGUCUUAAUACUGAUAAAUUACUAUUCACUAUCUUUUGUUCGUAGCUGAUAUUCUAUACAGGAUUACUAAGUAGAUCUAUUAAGCGAUGGGUAAGUACGAGGUUUUACAAAUUCGAAACAGUAUUUUUUAUUUUGAUGCAAUCGAAAUGUAUACGGUGUCUCUCACAUCAAUAUUGAGGUUUCUUAGAUCACGCCAUGAAUAAAGUUAAGUUUGUUAUAAUAAAGUUAAGUUAAUCGACUUAUUGAAAAAUACUACGAAUGUAUAGAAUAUCCAAUCGUGUUAACAGAAAGAAUUUUAACGACAUUGACCCUGUAGAGUGACAAACUAAAAAAAAAUGAUGACAGUUGGAAUACUUUGUACAUACAAGCGAUUCUCAAUUGCGAUAAAUAAAAGUAGAAAAAAAUCCCAUUAAUAAGUCCAGAUAUCGAAUGUGUUUAUUUAUCGGGUGAAAUUAAGAAUCACUUUGUGUAAUAAUAUUUAUAGCGAUAAAUUAUAUUACAUCAUAGGAGAGAGGAGAAUGUUAGAAUUGAUCGUAGAUGUAUAAAAUUAAGGAACUGAAUACAUUUAAAAAAAACGAAUAGAUGAAACUCUCUCUCUCUCUCUGGAAAGAAAAAGAGUGAGAUAAUGCGAAAUAGUUAUAGGUCGUUUGAAAGGGAUAGAUUGUUUGAAAAAAAAGUAUGAAAUUCUUUAUUACAAUCUAUUCGCACAUAAAUAAUAUUAUGGGGCUAGAAACAAAUUGUUUACAUAGAUAAGUUGUCCUUAUCCUACUUGUAUAUUUAUUAAAAUAAAGGAACAAGUUAUUGUAUAAUUUAGGGUUGAAAACUAUUAGUUUACACGGAUUUUGUACGUGCAUCUGAAGAGUGAUUCAGUUCUGUUAAAGGUCACCACUCUGAAUAUUGAUGCAGAAGCUAGAAGGUAUUAUCUGCCAAUAAUUCUCUUUAAUGAAAAAAAAAAUACCCUUCAUGGACUACGUUCAGAUUCCCACCCCAGUGUCAUCCGGAUAUCACUCUAUCGUUGUUUACUGAACGUUAAACAAAGAUGACAUGAUACCCGGGGAGAGCAUUCGGGUAGAAAUUUGAAUACGCCCCAACAUGUGCGUUAAAUCGUAAAAUAACGUAUAUCGAAUUGAUGUUUCGUAAAAUGAUGUUUCGUGAUAAGAUUUAUACACGAUAUAAUCCAUUUACUGCACUUUUGAAAUUCUUGUCUUAUAUGACACGCAUUAUUAUGUUAUACUAGAGCUUGUGGAAAUUUA